AUUAGCAAACAAUUAUAGCCAAAGUUGUGAUAUGGAACAAGUGAAGUUGCUAGGUUUUUGGUAUAGCCCAUUUAGUCAUAGAGUUGAGUGGGCUCUAAAGAUUAAGGGUGUAAAAUAUGAAUAUAUUGAAGAAGAUCGAAAUAACAAAAGCUCUUUGCUUCUUCAAUCCAAUCCAAUUCACAAGAAAAUUCCAGUGCUAAUUCACAAUGGGAAGCCAAUUUGUGAAUCUAUGGUGAUUGUUGAAUACAUUGACGAGACAUUUGAAGGCCCUUCCAUCUUACCUAAAGACCCUUAUGAUCGAGCUUUAGCUCGUUUUUGGGCUAAGUUCCUUGACGAUAAGGUGGUAACAAUGGUGAAUACUUUCUUACGCAAAGGAGAGGAAAAGGAAGUUUGUGAGAUGUUGAAAGUUCUUGAUAAUGAGCUCAAGGAUAAGAAGUUGUUUGUUGGUGACAAAUUUGGGUUUGCUGAUAUGGCUGCAAAUUUUGUGGGACUUUGGCUAGGAAUUUUUCAAGAAGCCUCUGGAAUUGUAUUAGUAACAAGUGAAAAAUUUUCAAAUUUUUGUGCUUGGAGAGAUGAGUAUGUUAAUUGCAGUCAAGUCAAGGAAUAUUUACCUCCAAGAAAUGAUGAGUUACUUGCUUUUUUUCAAGGUCAAGUUCGCACUUAUGCUGCAGCUUCUGCUUCUACUCUAAAAUAA
Messenger RNA from Solanum verrucosum, 694 nucleotides. RefSeq names its product probable glutathione S-transferase. The transcript has 2 exons. NCBI's taxonomy places the organism in Eukaryota, Viridiplantae, Streptophyta, Magnoliopsida, Solanales, Solanaceae. The record is from RefSeq and is a predicted model, not a curated record. Gene Ontology annotation, biological process: glutathione metabolic process. Gene Ontology annotation, cellular component: cytoplasm. The coding region runs from base 32 to 694 and encodes 220 amino acids. Gene Ontology annotation, molecular function: glutathione transferase activity.